UGUCAACGAAUAGAAUAAAAAAAAAAGAUUUUGCUGAUUAGUGGUGCGUCUUGCUAUUUCAUCGUGUUUUUGAUAAAUUUUUCACUAGACUUUGGAGCAAUAAGUGCAUUACUGCGUCAACAGAACUGUUAUCAAAUCGGAGGUAGAGAAAAUUUGCGUGAAACCAUUCGUCCGGCCGUGCAUAUCGUAGGGGAUGUCCGGGGCGAACAUUACACGCAACGAGGUCGUGCAGUUUGUGCUACGAAUUUCGCUGGUUUCGAUCGUAACCUACUAUUCGGCCAAAUGGCUCAUGAAGAACUUGGAUCCGACCAACAAGAGCAAAAAGAAGGCCAUGGAAAAGGCCGAGGAUAUCCUGCGGAAACUUGGACCUAACAUUAAAAAGUUUGCCGUGACAAAUUUGAACGACUACGAGCUGGUGAUUGCAUCGCACCUGGUCGUUCCGGAGAACAUCAGUGUCAGUUGGGACAGCAUUGCGGGACUGGACCAUGUUUGUCAAGAAAUCAAAGAAAGCCUUGUGUUUCCCGUUUGCCACCGGGAGAUGUUUCCUUCGUCAUCACUUUACCAGGCACCGAAAGGGGUGCUCCUGUAUGGACCACCUGGUUGCGGCAAAACAUUGAUUGCAAAAGCUACCGCCAAAGAAGCCGGAAUGCGUUUCAUAAAUCUUGACGUGGCCAUGCUAACCGACAAAUGGUACGGCGAAUCGCAGAAGCUGGCAUCGGCCGUUUUCUCGCUAGCUGUGAAAAUUCAGCCAUGCAUCAUUUUCAUCGACGAAAUUGACUCGUUCCUGCGGGCACGCAAUUCUUCGGAUCACGAAGCGACGGCGAUGAUGAAGACUCAGUUCAUGAUGCUGUGGGAUGGCUUGAACACCGAGUCCGACUCGACGGUAAUCGUUAUGGGUGCCACCAAUCGGCCACAGGAUUUGGACAAAGCGAUUUUGCGGCGGAUGCCGGCACAGUUUCACAUCGGGCUUCCGAACGAAGAGCAGCGAUUGAAAAUUUUGCAGCUCAUCUUGCGCCAGGAAAGAAUUUCCCGUGAUGUUGAUUUUAUCCAGCUGGCUCGGAUGACCGAUCGUUACUCCGGGUCGGAUCUGCGCGAGAUGUGUCGAAAUGCGUCCGUCUAUCGGAUUCGGAAAAUCAUGCGGGAAAAGAGCAAGGAAAUGAUGUCCAACGGAAUGGCAAACGGAAACGGUACCCUUGGUUCCCCGGUUGGAUCGCCGAUGCUGGAAGAAGCGCCGGCCAUCACCAUGGAAGAUCUGGCCGAAUCGUUGCGGAACAUGAGAAAUUCGAAGUACAAUUCCGGUCACAUGAACGAUGCUCGCAUAGAUUUAGACUAAUGUGUGCUUAUCAACUGUAGCUUCUAGCAAAAACCGUAUCAGAACGCUUAUUUAGGAAUGUUAAAAUUUUGCGAAUGCUAUGUUCCAAGAGCUGUGCGAUUUUAUUUGUACUCUAUUCGGUACGUCGGCAAAAUCGGGCAGCUGAAGUGUCCUGAUUGUUCACCGAAACUUUGAUUUUCCGGCACAACUUUUUAAGCUAGUUACUGUGAAAGUAUGUUUAAAUACCAGUUAUAAAUUAUUACAAGUGAAAUAUAAAAUAUCAGAACGUAAGUGUAUGAUAAAUAGCUUUGAUUAGAUAAUAAGACUUUAAAAUUGGUAGAAAAUUGAAAAAAAAAUUAUUCAGUCAAGUAGUUCGUAGAUUUUCAACUAUUGUGGGGGAAAUAAUAUGUAUGUUCCACUGCGGAACAGAAAUGAUAGAGUUUGGCGAAGGUUCGGAAACUCGUCAGCGUGUGAGUGAAAAUGGAAUUUUGUUUGAUCUAAUUUCUAAGCUUGUAGGUAAGACCAUACCCCUAGUUGUAUAGGAACUGAUUCAAUAAAGAUCGAAUAACCCA
Messenger RNA from Malaya genurostris, 1884 nucleotides. RefSeq names its product outer mitochondrial transmembrane helix translocase-like. The transcript has 3 exons. The record is from RefSeq and is a predicted model, not a curated record. Gene Ontology annotation, cellular component: mitochondrial outer membrane. NCBI's taxonomy places the organism in Eukaryota, Metazoa, Arthropoda, Insecta, Diptera, Culicidae. Bases 194 to 1333 code for a protein of 379 amino acids. Gene Ontology annotation, molecular function: ATP binding; ATP hydrolysis activity.